Messenger RNA from Tupaia belangeri chinensis (Chinese tree shrew), 1921 nucleotides. RefSeq names its product RAD9-HUS1-RAD1 interacting nuclear orphan 1 (gene RHNO1). The transcript has 5 exons. Lineage: Eukaryota; Metazoa; Chordata; Mammalia; Scandentia; Tupaiidae. Gene Ontology annotation, cellular component: nucleus; chromosome. The record is from RefSeq and is a predicted model, not a curated record. The coding region runs from base 376 to 1128 and encodes 250 amino acids. Gene Ontology annotation, biological process: cellular response to ionizing radiation; recombinational repair; DNA damage checkpoint signaling.
UACGGGCAGGCGGGUUGGGGCGGGCACGCGGGCUGGAGUAUCCGCCGGGUGCAGGGGAGGCCCGCAGGGAGCGUGCUGGGAGCUGGAGCUGGAGCUGGAGCCGGAGGAAGCAGAGCCCCAGCCUCACAGGGACUUUGUCCUGAUCCAAGAAGUGGAGCAAGCCAGUCGGAAGAUUUAAUGGAUUCGUCCUGGCAGGAACUGUUGGAUCUUGAAGAAGAGGGAUCGGGCCAGAAAGGGAGCAUGGGGGCAGAGGAGGAGCCACAGAACGCCAGGAGGGACGGGACCGAAGAGGCGUGGGUCGGACCUGGAGCCUGUGCCCCACCACGAAGACAGCCAGCACCAUGUGGUCACUAACUGCUCCUCAGUCACCCAUUGAUGCCUCCCAGGAAGAAGCGCCGCCAGUGUUCCCAGAAAGCCCAGCUGCUGUUCCACCAGCCACCACUGGAGGGGCCCAAACACCACUGUGCCUCGCCGCGGCGCCCUGUCACUCACACCCGGCCUUCCAGAAUGCUGGCUCUCCUGCCCCUCGAGUCACGGCCUCCAGAGAGUAAGGGCCCAGGAGGAAGCGCACCCUUUCAGGUAUUGCCGCAGUUUGACACAACAGCUGAAAGCUGGGUCCCAGCCCACCGGAAACAGCACCGCGACCAGGCCAGACGAUCGUGCCGGAAAUCUAGCUCCUCCAGGUUUCCACACCUAGCCUUCGAGAGUCCACAGUCUGCUUGCAGUUCAGAGACACCGAGGGUUCCCUUAAUCAGGGGACACCCCAAUCCGUCGGUCAAGGACGCUUCCAGAAGGCCGCUGGUUCCCAUGCUCAGUCCGCAGAGUUGUGGGGAACUGUCGGAGCAGCCACUUCCGAGCUUCCCCUGCCUGCUCAUUCCCCCGGACAUCCAGACCCCAGGGUCGUCGCCAGCCACGAAGUCCACCCCAGACCAGAGAGAGAACAGGCUUCCGAGCUGCUCCCUUCACAUCCGUGCCCCCAGCAGCCCAGAGCCUGGACCAGUGCUGGUGAAGGACACCCCGGAGGAGAAGUACGGGCUGAAGGUCACUUGGAGGAGACGACAGCACCUGCUCACCUACCUCAGGGAGAGGGGGAGGCUGAGCAGAAGCCAGUUCAUUGUAAAAGAUUGACUAAAGACUGCGUUUCGCAGACAUCAGCCUCCCGCCCCAGCGUCUCGGAAACUGACCGCUGGUUUUCAUGAACGGCCAAAGUCACUCUUCUGGCUCACCAGAGUGUGUCAGAAUCAGGUGGAAAUGACACCAGUGAAAAAGAACUGGAGCCCUGGCGUCAUGGGGAAUUCAAUGCCUAGGUUUGCUUUUCAGAUACCGGAUGUCAUAAACAAUUGAGUUUGGUGUCAUGAACUGUUCGUAGUUAUCUUAUAUUAACUCUUGACAUUUUAAAGUAUCUCGUAGUGACUGUUUAAAUAAAUGCAAGUAAACAGUUGCAGAAAGUUUUUAGAGAACCCCAUGGCUGUCAGCGUGUCUGUCAGCUAGGCAGCCAUAUGACCCUGUCCACUCAGGGCCCUCAUUUCCAUUAACCACUACUCAUUAAUCCUUUAAUCACCACACUCGAGCUAACGCAUCCCACAUUUUUGAGUACCAACUUUGUCGGGCUCCGUGGUGGCUUCCUCUGUGACCCAGUGGAUGGAAAACGUCAAAGCAAACUGGGAUGGUAAUUCACUGCUACCUCUGCAACCUUGAUUCCUCUGCUGAAAGAGGGGGAGGCGAUGAAGGGCAGCCAGGCUUCAGUGACUGCAGAGGCCCUGGGGAAUUAAAGGAGGACAUAGAGGAAUCACUUCGGUUUGCUUGUUUUGGGUUUUGUGUCCAUGGAAGAAAUCUGUAAAUAUUCAGUGGGGUGGGAAAGUGGUUUCUUAGAGUAAGUGUUUAAACUGCGUGUAAAUAAAUGUGGCAAGUUGGAAGAACA